This is a messenger RNA of Trichobilharzia regenti, 3744 nucleotides long. NCBI's taxonomy places the organism in Eukaryota, Metazoa, Platyhelminthes, Trematoda, Strigeidida, Schistosomatidae. The record is from the annotation of a GenBank genome assembly.
AAACGGAUUCUCCUGAUACAUGGAUUAAGUGGACAUUAAGAUUUUGUUUUUUAUUUUUAUUAUUUUCUAUUUCUAUGACCAUUAUAGAGUUGUUUUACAGGAGGAGGUGGUGGUGGUUAAUUGUGACACGAGUUGUCUACGACUACAGUGCGCUUGCGUCUGACUCUCAGUCCUUUCAGAACUACAGAAUUACUAUUAUUAUUAUUAUUAUUAUUAUUGUAAUCCUUAGCUUUCCUUGAGUGGAACAUAGAGCUUCAGGUUUUAGUUCUGAAGUUCCAUUAGAAAUGGUGUUUAUCUCGGUUUUUUAUGAGAUUGAGGUUGCUAGUCUCAGUCAUGCCUCUACCACCUAUCAACCAACCUCCCCUCUUUGUCGGUGCUUAUAACCGGCUAAGGCAGGUAAGGUGAAGGUUGUGGACGUUGGCAACUAGGAAUCAGACCAUGGACCAAGUGAGGCGUGGCUGACAAAUAUUCUACAGUUGAACCUUCAACCCACAGGACUACAGAUAUGUAUGAGAAAUUCUCAUUUCAUUUAGUUAGGAAUAUGAAAGUCAGCAAAGUGAACUCUUUUCGUAUCUUCACUUCAGAGCUGUGCAGCUAUCUAUUUAGGCGGUUUAUAUGUGACUGUUAUAUAUGACUGUGCUGAUACUUCGGACUAAAAGUAAUAAUAUUGUGCUUCAGAAUUGAACUGUUGACGGUUCCACGUUCUUUUGACAACCAUGCUGGUAAGUCUUCAUAAGCGCAUGUCUAGACGAUGUCCUGCUGGCACGGUCUGUGUAUUUAGUUCCGCGGGAGCAAGUAAGUAUUGGUGAAUACACACUCAAGUUGUCGACAGCGAGAUCUUGUUUUUGACAUUUAGGUGAAUAAAAUCGUGUUUAAAGAAAAUACGGUAAUGAGCAUUCUUCGAAUUUCUGUCGGCAGGUGUCUUCGGAGAAUUUCACUAAUUGUAUCUGCUUUUAAUUCUAGACAGACAUUUAGUUAUUUCUUCGGCACAUCAAGGUUUCACGGAAUAUUGAUUUUUCUCUUGUUUAGAUAUUUGUUGAUGAAGGAGGCUGGUUAUCCAUUCUUGACCAGAGUGUUUCUGUGAAGGUUUUCAAUUCCUUCUUUGCACAUGUGGUAGAUUCUCGUUGCAAGUGGAGAUACGAUGAGAUUUAUUUUUCUGCUUAUUUGAACAAAACGGUGGAAGUUUGUCAGCUGUCCAUUCUAUUUGGAUUAUGGUAGAUCAAUCUUUGUAGACUUCCAUCUUAUGGUCUUGGAAGCUGCACAUCUUGGAAGGAUAACUUGCCUUCGCAUUCCGCUUCAGUUUUCAAUUCAUUCGAUCUAUCAGGCUUGUUAACAAUUUCCAAGAAAGAUGCGUAUUUGCAUCGAUGUAUCGCUUAUAAACCUUAAAACGAUUGACUGUUGAUUGUGCCGGGGCUUAUCACUCAAGGUCCAAGUCAGUCACGAUCAUCACUAGCAAGAAGACCAAGUCAGAUGGACGAGUCUUUAGAAAGACUACCACUUCCAGCUGCUGCGCAGCAUCAUCACUCUGAGGAAAAGCAAAGAUUUCAGUUCCCCACUCAUGAAGUCAAGCCAUUAAUGCCGUCAAGAUCAAGUUUACACGAUGCAGGUGAUCUAGAAAUGGACAGUUUUAAUCCAAGUGAACCACAAAGUGCUGCAAUUCAUCGUCCUUUACGUCGUUCUGAAGGGAUACCGAAGUUUCAGUUCCCAACUCAUGAUGUUAGACCGCAAAUGCCACCGAGGCGUAUGGAGUCAGAUGUUUUGGAUAUGGACGAUUAUGGUUUACGAGAACCACAAUCUUCGUUUAGACAACCUGUUCACAUCGAUGAACCUUUAAGACCUUUUGUUCCUCGUCGAGUUGAAGGGAAACAAGGAUUUCAGUUUCCAAGUUAUGAUAUGAGAUCAGCACCACUACCAUCACCAGCAGGCCGUUUGAGACGAAGUGAUCAAUACGACAAUAGUGAUGUGGAUAUGAUGAAUGGAUUCGGAGUUGAACGUCCAGGAUCAUCAAUUCACGAUGUUGCUCCUACAGACUAUAGCGUUUAUCAUCAGCGUCAUGAAGAGAGGUCAAGAUAUGAAGGUUAUGAGGGUGAAACAUUUUUGACGCCAAGACCGGUUAGAGAGAGUGGAAUGAUGCAGAUGAAUGAUCAGGGUUUUUACCGUCCCCUGCCUGCUGCAUCAUCAAUACGCCAAUCAAAAGUUGAGCGUAGAUCUUCUCUACAUGAAGAAAGUGUGCAGAUGGGGAUGGUGCCUCCACCAAUGACACUACCAACAGCAUUACCACGACGUGCUCGUGAUAAAUUACCGUUCGAAGAAUCGUCAGCAUCACUGUAUUCUGAUCGAACGGAGAGAAGAACACUGCCAUUGUAUUUCUUGAGGAAAACAGAACCUAAAAAGAAAGCUGAACGGAAAGCAGCACAGCAAGUGAUUCCAAGGGAACGAUCACGUGAGAAUAGAAAAAAGAAAGGAAAGCGACCGAGUCUUCAUUGCGAUUUUUGUGAAAUAAAAUUUGAAAAUAAAGCAGCGCUAGCUAAGCAUUCUAAACUUGAUUCGCAUAAAAAGAAUUUUAUUUUAUUCAAAGAAACUUUGGCAAAUAUUAAAAAUAGCGAAGGAGAUGAUGAUGUAGAAUUCGAUGAUGAAGUUGCCUAUCUAGAGGAGAGUAUUGGUGUAAAAAACAUUAAAAUCCAUUGUAACCUAUGCAAGAUGACAUUCCGUAAGAAAUCGAUAUAUGUUCAACAUUUGGCGUUUAAACGGCAUAAAUUGAAAGCUCGAAUUAUUCAGUCAUUGAAAAAGACAAAAGGCGAUCGUGAUCAAUUAUCACCUGACAAUCCAUUAGGUUCAUUCUUUCAUUAUAUCAAUUCUGAUACGCAAACAACCCUGCUCGGUGAGAAAGAGGAGAGAAAUGUGACCCUUGUGAAAUCCAAAGAGAAUUUAUUCUGUCUUAAAUUUUUAGACCUAAGACAUUUGUUAUCCGAAGAACCGGGUCCUGUAGGAGAAGAAUAUUUAGAAGAGUUGGAUGUGUCAGCAUCGUCAAGAGAUAAACGAUCUUAUCGUUGUUCCCUAUGCAAUGAAAAUAUAACUGGUGUCGAUAAUUCGGAGAAGCAUUUGUAUAGUGUUAGUCAUCAAGAAGUAUUCAAGAAAAAUGUGAAUCCAGAUUGGGAGCUUCAAAUACCACUGAAAUCAUCAUCAUCAUAUUUCCAUGUGUUAAUGGAUCUUUGGGGAGUUUGUAAAGAUAAGUAUAAAACGGAACUGAGUAAAUGCAAGGAAACUGCUUCAUGUAUAUGUGGUUGUAAAAUUCAACGUUUUAAUGAUUAUAAAAGGCAUUUCCGUAAAGCAUUUGUACCACCACCACCUAACUUACCAACAAAGAAUUCACAAGGCUAUGCUGAAGGGAAAGAGAAAUGGAUGAUAAUGAAUCAUAGAAUUGCUUUCCGUGAAUGUAUGAAUUUGAUUAAAUUAUUCACUCUGCCGGAGGAUGUCAUUGUAGCGAAAAGAAAAAGUGCAAUGGAAUUGGUUGGAGAUACAACUGACGAAACUCCUGCUGAUGGUGAUACUGCAACCACCGAGACUACUACCGCCGCUUCUUCUGCUGCCGCUGACGCUGUUGGUGGUACUACUUCUAAUACUACGACUACUACACCUCCUUCUGUGAAGAUGGAUGAGUCAGUUAAGAAGGAGGAAGAAGAGCAGGCAGCGACAGCGGCAGAGGAGGCAGUCAACGCGAUGAAACAGGAGGCAUCGAAUUAG